AUGUCUCCGUCUUCAACCACCACUUGCACUUCCCUUCUUCACGAGUUGCAGAUAAUAUGGGAUGAGAUUGGUGAAAGUUACGACGAGAGAGAUAAGAUGCUGCUAGAUCUUGAGCAGGAAUGUCUGGAUAUAUACAACAAAAAGGUCGAGAAAACUCGUAAGUACAGAGCCGAGUUACAGCGAUCGUUAGCUCAAGCGGAAGCUGAAAUUGCUAGCCUCAUGUCUGCACUUGGUGAACAAGUUUCGUUUUCAAGGAAAGAAGGCUCUUUGAAAGAGCAGAUAUCUAGUGUAAAGCCUGUGUUGGAAGAUUUGAUGAUGAAAAAGGAACAAAGAGUGAAAGAUCUCUCUGAGACACUUACACAAAUAGAAGAGAUCUCUUCUAACAUAGCCGGGAAUGAUUAUCCGGUUAGCUCUGGUCCAGAAAUUGAUGAAAGUGACUUGACACAAAGAAAGUUGGAUGAACUUAGAGCACAUCUGAAGGAUCUUCGCAAUGAGAAGGCUGUUCGAUUGCAGAAAGUGAACUCUUUUAUCAAUGCUGUCCAUGAGUUAUCAGAGAUAAUGUCAUUUGAUUUCUCUAAGGCCUUGAGUAAUGUCCAUAGAAGCUUGACCGAGUUUUCAAAGACUCAUUCCAAAAGCAUUAGUAAUGAUACCCUUGCUAGAUUAACAGAACUUGUAGCGUCUCUGAAGGAAGAGAAACAUGAGAGACUGCUUAAGUUACAAGGUUUGGGAAGAACUAUGCAAGAGCUGUGGAGCCUAAUGGAAACACCUAUGGAUGAGAGGAGUAGAUUUGGCCAUGUCAGUAGUUUACUUCUUGUUCCAGCUGACGAUAUCAAGAAAAAAGGAUGCCUUGGUCUGGACAUUCUCUGGGAGGCUGAAGAUGAAGUGAAAAGAUUGAAUGCCCUCAAGUCCAGAAAAAUGAAGGAGUUGGUGCUAAAAAGACAGUGUGAGCUAGAAGAAAUUUGCAGAGAAGUUCAUAUGGAUGUAGAUAGCAAUGCUGCAAGACAGAGUCUGGUCGACCUCAUUGAUUCUGGUGAUGGUGAUCUGUCUGAUAUUCUUGCAAGGAUAGAUGUUCAGAUCGAGAAGGCAAAAGAGGAAGCUUUAAGCAGAAAGGAAAUUUUGGACAAAGUUGAUAAGUGGAGGCACGCAAAGGAGGAAGAAAAAUGGCUUGAUGACUAUGAAAAGGAUGAAAAUCGCUUCAGUGCUGUAAGAGGAGCGCACAAAAAUUUGAAACGAGCAGAGAAAGCUAGGAGCCUUAUCAGCAAAAUUCCUGUGAUGAUCGAUGUUUUGAUCACCAAAGUGAAAGCCUGGGAAAAAGAACGAGGAGUCCCCUUCUUAUGUGAUAAGCACCCGUUGUUACAAACACUGGAAGAAGACAUUGUGAUACGUGCUCAAAGAGAAGAGGAAAAGCGCCAAUUCCGAGAGCAGAAACGACUACAAGGUGUUCUUGCUACAGAGAAAGAAGCAAAUUACGGUUCAAAGUCUGCAAAGAAGAAGCCACUGGGACAGAGUCUUAACUCAGACAAUGUGACUAAAACUCCAAUUGGUCGACGGAUUGGAAGUACGCCCGGACGUUCUGCUAUUUCUGGUGGCAAAGACUAUAGAGAAAGCGGAAGAGGCAACACCGCAAUACCGUUGAACUAUGUUGCUCUUCAGAAAGAAGAUUGA
This is a messenger RNA of Arabis nemorensis, 1665 nucleotides long. Lineage: Eukaryota; Viridiplantae; Streptophyta; Magnoliopsida; Brassicales; Brassicaceae. The record is from the annotation of a GenBank genome assembly.